AAUGUUGUUUUAGUUGGGCUGUUUGGUUCCACGCGCGCACAAUCAAACUGUUGGGAUCACGUACGCACCGCUGUGACGUCAGAGGAGAGAAAGCGAGCUUCUUCCAUCUUCGCUCAACAAGCUCCGGCGCCUUGAGCUGAGCUGAGCCGAGUUGAGCCGAGCCGAGCCGGCCGGCAGGCAGCAGCCCCUGCCACACACACAACAUGCCCGCUGUCGGCGGUUCUUGGCUUAUUUAAGCUUUCAAACAUUAUCUCAUGGUUUGUUUGUUUUUCUCGUCGAGUGGACAUUGAAAAGCGACUUAAAGAGUGGAUUUGGUCCCGUGUGCUUAUGCGUACCUCCGACGGAGCCGACCCGGGGGCGCCUUCGUCCGUCCGGUGAGCCCCACUUUGGACUUCGGGCUCCCAUGCAGCUCCUGCGGCUGCUGUUGACUCUGGCCGCCGCCGCCGCCGCGGGGCUUGCUGGUUCCUCGUGUGCGCGCUCGUCGGGGACAGCCUCCGCCAAGGUGCGUCGCGCUCACGCGCGUGUGCACGCGUACUUGACAACAGGUGAGCUGCGGACUGGCAGCUGCGAGGUGCUGACGCUGGAGCGCGACGGCAGCCACCCCAGACGAAGCGUCGCCCGGCAGACGGCUCGCUGCGCUUGCGUCCCGGGACGAAUGGCCGGCACCACCCGGGGCCGGCCCGCCUGCGUGCACGCUGGCAUCGUGCUGAGUCGUCAGUGGUGCGAGAUGAGUCCGUGCCUGGACGACGAGGGCUGCCAAGCGCUCGUCGAUGGCUCGGGAUGGAGCUGCGCGCAACCGGGGGGGCGGGUCAAGACCACCACGGUCUCCUGACAGUGGCGACAACGGGACAGAAACUCCCAUCGUGCAUCUCGAGAGCUGAGCCAAGACAAGCCAGUCGCCACGUUGGACUCAACUUGCCUUUUGGAGAGAAUUUCGACUUGGCGACUCAAGAGGACACGUCGCGAUAUCUGGAAAGUGCCGAAUAAAUCAUGUCGACAACUUUUAA
Messenger RNA from Syngnathus acus (greater pipefish), 1007 nucleotides. RefSeq names its product chemokine-like protein TAFA-5. Gene Ontology annotation, molecular function: receptor ligand activity; G protein-coupled receptor binding. The record is from RefSeq and is a predicted model, not a curated record. NCBI's taxonomy places the organism in Eukaryota, Metazoa, Chordata, Actinopteri, Syngnathiformes, Syngnathidae. The transcript has 4 exons. Gene Ontology annotation, biological process: G protein-coupled receptor signaling pathway. Bases 404 to 832 code for a protein of 142 amino acids.